AUCCAAAAGCAUUCAGUAUCGUUAAAACUUCGCCGAGAAAGCAAUAAAUUUGUGUGUCUUAUCAAUAUUAUUUUUUUUUGCUAUUUUCCUCUUGGCUUAAUGGAUUUUGGACAAAAUAUGUGGGUCACUUGUUGGUUUCCACUAAUACUGGUUGUGGUUUUUUUUGUUGGCAAUUGUGGUGCGAGAUUGUCUACUGAACAAACAAAACUUAUUUUCUUCUAUGGACCCAAUUACUUUGACCAUCGAAUUUAUGAUUUCAACAAAUUGGACGAAAUUGUUGAGCAUGAAAUGUAUAACGCCAGUCAAACAACCGUUUUGUAUAUACAUGGAUAUCUUGAGUCACCCGAUAGCGACAGCGUGCAUUUAAUAGUCAACGCAUAUCAUGCACGCAAAGAACACAAUCUAAUUGUCCUCGAUUGGUCUGAUGCAGCAUUUGGAGACUAUUUCAUACAAGCCGUACCAAAUUCGGUCACGUUGGGUAACAUUUUUGCAACGGUGGUGUUGAGUGCAUUUAAAAAAGGAUUGGAUAGAGAAAAGUUUCAUGUUGUUGGUCAUUCGCUUGGCGCUCAACUUGCGGAAGUGAUGGGUCGCAAGAUGUUUUUAAAAUCGAAUCAAUUUCAAAAAUUAAAAAGAAUAACCGGUUUAGAUCCUGCCAAUCCUCCUUUUUUUCCAAAUAUUCUAUUGGACCAUCUAAGUCAUUCGGAUGCUGAAUUUGUUGAUAUAAUACACUCUGAUGCUGGACUCUACGGCCAACCCAUUUCGACCGGUACAAUUGACUUUUGGCCAAAUGAUGGAAUGACUUUGCAACCGGGCUGUCCCUUUAGGCUUGGCAUUCCUCUUAGCGUUAAUGAUUUGUGUAGUCAUCAACGAUCAGUUAAAUAUUAUGCUGAAAGUGUUGCCUUACCAAAGGGAACCACAUUUCAUGCUGUAUCGGCAAAAAGCUGGUCACGUUUUAAAGUUGACGACACAAAUUCUUCAAAUGUCGUGAACAUGGGAAUUGAUUGUUCUACCAACGCUUAUGGAGAUUAUUAUUUACAAACGAACGGUGAACCACCAUUUUCACGAGGCAUAAACGGACUUCGAUAUUUGAAUUGACCUACGAACUGAUGUUAAAUGAUAUCGCACAGAAUAUAAUUAGUUUCUUUAUUUCAAAAUGUGUAGUUUAAUUAAUAAGAAACACACUUGAGACUAUAGAUAAUACGUCGAGUUUCUUUGAUGGAAAAUUAAACCUUUUGUUGGUCAUCAAAUACAUUCAA
Contarinia nasturtii (swede midge) is the source of this 1256-nucleotide messenger RNA. Its product is annotated as phospholipase A1-like. The record is from RefSeq and is a predicted model, not a curated record. Lineage: Eukaryota; Metazoa; Arthropoda; Insecta; Diptera; Cecidomyiidae. Gene Ontology annotation, molecular function: lipase activity. The transcript has 9 exons. The coding region runs from base 100 to 1095 and encodes 331 amino acids.